GUGCGGCUGCUCCUGAUGGGCAGCUGCGUCCUGUUUCAGGCUCUCAGCGCCCACGCCAUUACCCGCCAUUACAAGUUCGAUGUGGUUAUGAGGAACGUGACAAGCCUUUGCUCGACCAAGCCCAUCCUCACUGUGAAUGGCAAGUUCCCAGGACCAACCCUCUAUGCAAGAGAGGGUGAUAAUGUUCUUGUCAAGGUCGUCAAUCAUGUAACUCGCAACGUCACCAUCCACUGGCAUGGAGUAAGGCAGAUCCGGACCGGGUGGUCUGAUGGUCCAGCAUACAUCACACAGUGUCCAAUCCAGCCGGACAGCAGUUUUCUGUAUAACUUCACCAUUAGUGGCCAACGAGGUACGCUCCUCUGGUAUGCCCACAUCAACUGGCUGAGGGCUACCGUCCAUGGUGCCAUUAUCAUCCUUCCCAAGCUUGGUGUGCCCUAUCCCUUCCCCACUCCUCACAAGGAGGUCAUUGUUGUGUUAGGAGAAUGGUGGAAAGCGGACACGGAAGUGGUAAUCAACCAGGCCAUGCAACAAGGAGUAGGACCUAAUGUUUCCAAUUCACACACCAUCAACGGCCACCCUGGUCCACUGUCUGAUUGUGCCUCCUCACAAGAUGGAUUCAAGCUAAAUGUUGAAAAUGGCAAGACGUACAUGCUCCGGAUCAUCAACGCUGCUCUGAAUGAUGACCUAUUCUUCAAGAUUGCCGGGCACAAAUUCACUGUGGUUGAGGUUGAUGCAAUCUAUUCCAAGCCAUUUAACACUGGCACCCUGCUCAUCACUCCAGGCCAGACCACCAACGUCCUCCUCACUGCUGAUCGAACUGCUGGCCGCUACCUUUUCUCAGUUUCUCCCUUCAUGGAUGCCCCCGUGCAAGUUGACAACAAAACAGGCACUGCUACCUUGCAUUAUGCUAACACUAUCUCUGCCACAUCACCGCUCACUCUCAUCAGGCCACCACUGUUCUCUCAAAAUUCGUCGAGCCGUAGCCUCAAUUCUGAAGAGUACCCAGCCAAUGUGCCACAGACAGUAGACCACUCCCUUCUCUUUACUAUUGGCGUGGGUGUCAAUCCAUGUGCAAAAUGCAUUAACGCGACAGUAAGGUUGGUUGGAACAAUCAACAAUGCGACGUUCAUUUUGCCAUCCACACCAAUUCUACAAGCCCAUUAUUAUAACAUCUCAGGGGUCUUCACCGAUGAUUUCCCAUCAACAGCUCCACACAAGUUCAACUAUACAGGAAGCAGCCCCAAAAACCUUCAAACGAUGAAUGGAACGAGGGUUUAUAGGCUGCCAUACAACGCUUCGGUGCAGGUUGUACUCCAGGACACAGGGAUCUAUAUAGCACCUGAAAGCCACCCGAUCCAUUUGCAUGGUUUCAAUUAUUUAGUGGUCGGGAGGGAGGAACUGACUGAUGAUGCCGCGCUCAUCCGGGUCAAGCGGGUGCUGCUGAUGUCAACACGGUGCCCUACGUCCCGGAGCUAUUCUCCGCACAAAAUCCUCCAGAACCGAAACUGCUGGGACGGACCCGUCGGCUACAUCUGCAGGAGUCGUGACUAUUGCCAUGGUGGGUACCUCGCCGGGGCAUCCCGCGCCCUCGGCUGGUGUGACCCCUCCACCGGCAAUGAGUACCGUGGUUUUAAAACCACGGGCACUGAGACUGAAGAAAUCCAGCAUAAGGAAAUCCUCUCUGUGCCCCGCAGCCAUCAACUGAAGAGGCUACGGGUACUUCUGGCGGCCCUGGAGCUCUGCUGA
This is a messenger RNA of Panicum hallii, 1746 nucleotides long. Its product is annotated as laccase-22-like. The record is from RefSeq and is a predicted model, not a curated record. Gene Ontology annotation, molecular function: copper ion binding; hydroquinone:oxygen oxidoreductase activity. Gene Ontology annotation, biological process: lignin catabolic process. Lineage: Eukaryota; Viridiplantae; Streptophyta; Magnoliopsida; Poales; Poaceae. Gene Ontology annotation, cellular component: apoplast.